This is a messenger RNA of Coffea arabica (coffee), 1590 nucleotides long. RefSeq lists its product as uncharacterized. The record is from RefSeq and is a predicted model, not a curated record. Gene Ontology annotation, biological process: positive regulation of transcription by RNA polymerase II. Gene Ontology annotation, molecular function: DNA-binding transcription factor activity, RNA polymerase II-specific; RNA polymerase II cis-regulatory region sequence-specific DNA binding; protein dimerization activity. Lineage: Eukaryota; Viridiplantae; Streptophyta; Magnoliopsida; Gentianales; Rubiaceae.
UCACCCUUUUCCUUUUUACCUUCCUAGCUCUGUCACUCCCUUGCCAAUAACCAUGACCAGAAAAAAAAUUAAGUUAGCCUUCAUUCGAAAUGAAACCGAAAGAAAAACCUGCUUCAAAAAGAGAAAGAAUGGCUUGAUCAAAAAGGUGCAGGAGUUAAGCACCCUAUGUGGCAUUGAUGCCUGUGCCAUCAUCUAUGGCCCUCAUGAUCAGGAACCUGAGACUUGGCCUCCAUCCCCACCUGCUGUGCUAGAUCUGCUUGAAAGGUAUAAAUCUCUUCCAGAGAGAUUCAGGAGGCUGGAGAACCAACAAAGCUACACCCGAUCAAGGGUGGACAAGGUUCACGAGCAAAUCAGGAGAAAACACAACGGCAUCCGAGAGAACGAGGUCACCAACAUCAUGUACAGGUGCUUGCGUGGUGAGGAGGUACAAAACCUCCGCUGGGCUGAUCUCAAUGAGCUGGAGUGGAUGGUCAGUCGAAACCUGAGAGAAGUUUCCAGAAGGAUAUCAGUUCUUAAGGAAACCGUGCCUCAACCAUCUGCACCUAAGGCGCCUCUGGAAACAGGUGGAUACGGAGGUAACGAUGAAGGCAUGGUUGCUCCUGAAUUGCCUGUGAAUGAGAUGCGGAAGUUCACAUGGCCCUCUCUCAAUGCUUCCAUGGUGGCUCCUGUAAUGCCAUUUGGUGAUAUGCAAAAUCUCACACGGCUCUUGACCAAUGCUCGCAUGGUAGCUCCUGAAAUGCCUUCCAGUGAGAUCCAAAAUCUCACAUGGCCUGCUACUACUACAACUUCAGCAGUAGGCAAUCAGAUGGAGAAUUUCAAGUGGUUUUCCAACAACGGUUCCAUGGUGGUUCCUGAAAUGCCUCUGGGUUUGAUGCAGAACCCGACUUGGUUCACCAAUGAUGCUCCCAUGGUGGCUCCUGAAAUGCAAAAUCCAACCCGGUUCACCAACAAUGCUUCCAUUGCGGCCCCUGAAAUGCAAAAUUCAACCUGGUCCACCUGCAAUUCUUCCAUGCUGGCUCCUGAAUUCUCUAUGAGCGAGAUGCAACGUCCUACCUGGUCUACCAACAUUUCUUCCAUGGUGGCUCCUGAAAUGCUUGUGAGUGACAUGCAAAAUUGGGCUUGGUCCACCAACAAUGCUUCCAUGUUGACUCCUGAUAUGCUAACGAAUGAGAUGCAAAACAUCACAUGGUCUGCUAACAAAGCUUCCAUGGUGGCUCCUGAAAGGCCUAUGAGUAAGAUGCCAAAUCCCGCAUGGUCUGCUAACAAGGCUCAUAUGGUGGCUCCUGAAAUGGAUAGGGAUGAGUUGCAAAUCUAUGCAGUGGACAUGGAUAUGCUAAAUGUUCAACCUUGGCUUAGUGAUUUUGUGUGGAAUGACUCUUUCUUUGAACCCAUCAACAACAAUGGUGCUGGACCUAGCAAUCGUGCUCCUUAAAAAGUUUCAGUCAAUGAUAUUAGUAUUGGGUCUAGCAAGAAUUGUUACUUAAGAUGUCUAUGUUCAAAUUAUCAAAAAAAAAAAAAAAAAAAGAUGUCUAUGUUCAAGUCAUAUGAUGUUUUCCUAGUUUAUGUUCAGGUCGUAUGAUGUUUUGCAAG